CAACCUUUCUGAGAACAAGAACGCUGCCAAUCUCCAGAGCACCCAUUCUAAACCUUCAACUGCGAUCCGCCAUCUUGUUUCUGGUCUCAUACAUUCUCUCUCUGAGCUGUCCCACGGAUAAGCAAGCUUUUUGUGCCUCACGCCGAUCGAUUGUCUAUCGCAAAGAGUGCGAUGGAUGACGAAGGGAGUGUAUCUCCCUUCUCUCAGAGUCAUGGGAAUGAUUUACAGGAUUCGAUAACCGCCAGUGAUUUUUCGGCCUCGCGCCCGUCUAUAUUGGCCCCUCAUCACCCCGCCCUGGGAUCCCAGGUACCCGGAGGUGAUCAGCCUUCCGAUGUUUUGGCUACCGCCCGUGCUUCUCGGCCUGCACGUUCGUCGAGCAGGACACCCAGAAGGCUGAGCGGCAGCACAGCUGCUAGUUCCAUCAGCGAUAUAGACCAGCAAGUUCCAAUUAUAGGGAAGAUCGGGGUCUGCGCUCUCGAUGUCAAGGCUCGUAGCAAGCCAAGUCAGAACAUCCUCACCCGUCUCCAAUCGAAAGGGGACUUUGAAGUGAUUGUCUUUGGAGAUAAGGUCAUUCUUGACGAGGCCGUGGAGAAUUGGCCCGUUUGUGACUUCUUGAUUGCAUUUUUCUCUGAUGGAUUUCCUUUGGACAAGGCGAUUGCCUAUGCGAAACUGCGGAGACCAUUCUGCAUCAACGAUCUGCCUAUGCAGAAAGUCUUGUGGGAUCGCCGAUUAUGCCUGAAGAUCUUGGAUCAGAUGGGGGUUCCGACCCCCAAGAGAAUCGAGGUCAAUCGUGACGGUGGGCCGACGCUUGAGUCUCCAGAACUUGCUCAGCACGUCUAUAGGCUGGCAGGGGUUCGGCUCGAGGGCCCAGAAGACGGGACAGGAGGCGGGGCUGCGAAAUCUCAAGAUGUGUCCUUGUCUGAAGAUGGAGAAACACUCAUUGUUGAUGGCAAGACCUUUCGCAAACCUUUCGUCGAGAAGCCGGUCAGUGGAGAGGACCACAAUAUUCACAUAUAUUUCCCCAAUGAUCAGCAAUACGGCGGUGGUGGCAGGAGACUGUUCCGCAAAGUUGGCAAUAAAAGUUCUGAAUAUGACCCCGACCUUGUCGUCCCGAGGUCUAUCACGGACAAGACUUCCAGCUAUCUUUAUGAGCAGUUCUUGAGGGUCGACAAUGCCGAAGAUGUCAAGGCUUACACAGUAGGCCCGGACUUUUGCCAUGCAGAGACACGCAAGUCCCCUGUUGUGGACGGUCUAGUCCGUCGGAAUACCCAUGGCAAGGAAUUAAGAUACAUCACUAAACUCACCAAGGAAGAAGCUGCCAUGGCUUCAAAAAUCUCCAACGGCUUCGGUCAGCGAAUCUGUGGGUUUGACCUCCUGCGUGUGGGCGAAAGGAGCUACGUUAUUGAUGUCAACGGAUGGAGCUUCGUCAAAGACAACAAUGACUACUACGACAAAUGCGCAAAGAUACUGAGAGAAAUGUUCAUAAAUGAAAAGCGUAGGCGUGAUGGGUUGCUGGAACAAGGGGAACAACCGUCACCUGAGUUUGGCCAUGGCCAUUCCAGAAGAAGCACUGCAAGCUCCCACAGAAAUACUUUGAAAACUUUGCUCAAAUCACCGAGUGUGUCCAGGCUUCAUGGGUCUCACCAUGGUCACAAACCACAUGGAAAUAUUCCUUCAGAUGUCAUAGGCGCCCCGGUGUCAUCCUCGGUUCAUGACAGUAGGGACGUCUCUCAGAAUCAAACCCCGAACUACAGUGGAGAUGAUUCCCAAACUUCUCGAGACAUACAUGACAUUACGAAUCUGUCGCCCGAGUGUGCUACACCGGAGCCUGAACCCGAGAUACCUGCUCCCCCGCCUCCUGCUUCCAAGCAUUCGUGGAAAUUGAAGGGAAUGGUAGCCGUGAUUCGACAUGCAGACCGUACGCCGAAGCAAAAGUUCAAGUUUACAUUCCAUAGCCAACCAUUUGUUGAUCUGCUGAAGGGACAUCAAGAGGAGGUCGUCAUCAAAGGCGAGGCCGCACUCGCCAGUGUCUCCAAGGCUGUCAGAGUCGCCAUGGAACAAGGACUAGAAGACCCGGAUAAGCUGAAGCUGCUUCGGACUUCACUUGAGAGAAAAGGAGGCUGGCCCGGAACCAAAGUCCAGAUCAAACCGAUGUUCCGUAAAAGGAAGCCCGAAGAAUUGCGUGAGGGUCCUGCCCCAACCGAGCAAAACCACCUUACCGCUCAAACGCCUGAAGAGCCUACCUCACCUGUUUCAGACGACAAGAGGGAGAGUAGACUGAAUCGCUCGGAAUCACGAAGCGAUUCUAUCUCUGGAACAACGUUCUCCAGGUUCUCUGCUGCAGAGAACGACCUGGUAUUAGACAAAUUGCAACUUGUCAUCAAAUGGGGAGGAGAGCCCACUCAUGCAGCUCGCUAUCAGGCACAGGAUCUAGGCUUGAAUAUGAGGGACGAUCUAAAAUUAAUGAACAAGGAGGCAUUGAAUGAUGUUCGAAUUUUCACUAGUUCAGAACGAAGGGUCAGCACCAGCGCUCAAAUAUGGGCAUCUGCAUUUCUGGAUAGGAAAGAGCUUCCUGAAGAUUUUAUACAAGUGCGAAAGGAUCUCUUGGAUGAUUCCAAUGCCGCAAAAGAUGUCAUGGACAGAGUCAAAAAGAAGUUGAAAAUACUUCUACGAGAAGGCUCGGCUCCUUCGCAGUUCACGUGGCCGAAAGAGAAUAUCCCAGAGCCCUCCGUCGUCCUAGCUACGGUGGUCGAGCUCAUGAAGUUCCAUCGAAGCGUUAUGCGAUACAAUUUCCGAAAGAUCGAUGAAUCCGCGCGCUCAUUGAACGCGUCCAGAGACGACGAGAGCGCAUCAGCAUACCAGUCUAAAUCUGAUAAUCCCGCCGUGGCCGCGAUUCAGGGUCGUUGGUGCGCGGGAGAAGACGCGGAUCUCUUCAGAGAAAGAUGGGAGAAGCUGUUUGCUGAAUUCUGUGAUACAGAGAAGGUUGACCCUAGUAAGCUCUCUGAACUAUAUGACAGCAUGAAAUUCGACGCUCUGCACAAUAGGCAGUUCCUUGAGUGGGUUUUCAUGCCUCCGGACAAUCUCAGCGGUGAAGACGGCGAUGUCUCGCCGAAAGCAAACGAGUCUACAGGCGACCUCAACGGAGACAACAAGUCUGAACGCACGGCUUCGCUGGCUUCUCAUGAUAGAAGCGAGGAGAAGUCUGACGGUCAUUCCUUUGCGCAUCUCAUAGGUUUGAGGAAGAGAGCAAUGGCGUUAGAUUCGAUAUCCGCCGUUGGGGCUAUUGAGGAUUCCUACGACCACUACUUCAAACUCUAUACCGGUUCUGGUGCCACGAGAGCCAAGAUGGAUGAGCGCUUGUCUAAACUGAGAGAGCUGUACAAGUUGGCAAAGGUGCUCUUCGACUACGUCACUCCACAGGAGUAUGGUAUCAAAGAUAGCGAGAAGCUCGAGAUCGGCCUUCUCACAUCCUUGCCUCUCCUUCAGGAAAUUGUCAGGGACUUGGAAGAAGUUCAGGCUUCUCCAGAAGCCAAGUCCUUUUUCUACUUCACGAAGGAGUCGCAUAUCUACACUCUCCUGAAUUGCAUUUUGGAAGGCGGGAUACAGACUAAGAUCGCAAGGAGUGCGAUACCGGAGCUCGACUACCUCUCGCAGAUAUGUUUCGAACUGUACGAGGCCAAAGAUAGCGAGUCUGAGACGUAUUCGUACUCAAUUCGCAUCUCGAUCAGCCCCGGAUGCCACACCUUCGAUCCUCUAGAUGUGCAGCUUGAUUCGAGACACGCAAUCGGCUGCGCACCGAGAAGGAGUCUGACCGCUCAUCAGGAUUGGAAAGAAGUUAUCGAGACGCUGAAAGCCAAAUUCAAUACUGUAAAACUUCCAAAGACGUUCAUCGCCGUGAACUUGAGUGAUAAGCAUGCGCCCAAACCAGACGAGAAAUCAGGCCUUUCCGGAUAAGUCUCCGUCAUGUUUGGACAUUCUGCUCUAUUGGAUAGGCCCAUCCGCAGAGCUGGAUGGCUAAUUGCACCUGCUGUCCCCGGUAGAUGUCUAUAGUGAUCUACAUAUACAAAGAAAGCCAAUUGUAAAUAUAUCAUAAUCAAGGAAUUGAUAUCAAGCUCCCUCCAGUGAGAGGCAGGGCAAGUCCUAUAGUUAGGUUACAUUCGAAUGGGU
Messenger RNA from Paecilomyces variotii, 4167 nucleotides. RefSeq names its product histidine phosphatase superfamily-domain-containing protein. The transcript has 3 exons. Gene Ontology annotation, biological process: inositol phosphate biosynthetic process; inositol metabolic process. Gene Ontology annotation, molecular function: inositol hexakisphosphate kinase activity; diphosphoinositol pentakisphosphate kinase activity; 5-diphosphoinositol pentakisphosphate 1-kinase activity. Gene Ontology annotation, cellular component: cytosol. Lineage: Eukaryota; Fungi; Ascomycota; Eurotiomycetes; Eurotiales; Thermoascaceae. The record is from RefSeq and is a predicted model, not a curated record. The coding region runs from base 172 to 3954 and encodes 1260 amino acids.